Molecule: messenger RNA, 2365 nt
Organism: Pogona vitticeps (central bearded dragon)
Lineage: Eukaryota; Metazoa; Chordata; Lepidosauria; Squamata; Agamidae
Source: RefSeq, a predicted model, not a curated record
CUGGGUCCUUUCAGGGCGCAGUGGUGCAUUUCCAGGUAGGAGUGCAGGCCAUCCUGGAUCGAGGCCGGAGGGCUCUGCAGAAGGAGGUCCCCCUGGAGAAUCUCAGGAAAAAGCUCUCUCCGGGUAAAGAACAGAACGGUAAGAACAGUCAGGAAACAACUGAGUCGGAAACAGGAAAAACGACGUUUGAAAAUCAAAGGAGACAAAAAAAAGGCACCGGAGAAAUCCCUGAAUCCAAAUGACCCACAGAGAGGAGAGACCAUAUAAAUGUAUGGAAUGUGGAAAGAGUUUCAGUCGAAGUGGACAUUUAAAUUCACACCAGAGGAUCCACACCGGCGAGAAACCAUAUAAGUGCACGGAAUGUGGCAAGAGCUUCAGUUACAGUGGAUCGUAUAUUAUACAUCAAAGGACCCACAAAGGCGAAAAACCCUAUAAAUGCAUGGAAUGUGGAAAGAGCUUCACUGAUAGUUCAUCUUAUGCUAGACAUCAAAGAAUCCACACAGGGGAAAAACCAUAUACAUGUCCAGAAUGUGGGAAGACCUUCAGUCAGAGUGGAAUAUAUACUAAACAUCGAAGGACCCACACAGGUGAGAAACCCUAUAAAUGCAUGGAAUGUGGAAAGAGCUUCAGUCAGAGCAGUGCCCUUAGUUCGCAUCAGAUGACCCACACAGGGGAGAAACCCUAUACGUGCGUCGAAUGUGGGAAGAGCUUCAGUCGCAGCCAUGUCCUUAAAUCACAUGAAAGAACCCACACGGGGGAGAAACCAUACAGAUGUGUGGAAUGUGGAAAGAGCUUUAGCCAGAGUGCACAUCUUUGUUCUCAUCAAAAAAUGCACAUAGGUGAGAAACCAUACUCGUGUAAAGAAUGUGGCUUAACUCUGAGUUGGACUGGAGACCUAUGUUCACAUCAAAUGACCCACACAGGGCAGAAGCCAUAUACGUGCAUUGACUGUGGGAAGAGUUUCAGUCAAAGCAGUAGCCUUCGUUCACAUCAACGGACUCACACAAGUGAGAAACCCUAUAUAUGUAUGGAAUGUGGAAAGAGCUUCAGGGACCGUGGAUCAUAUACUAAACAUCAAAGAACCCACUCAGGGGAGAAGCCCUAUAAAUGUUUGGAAUGUGGGAAGAGUUUCAAUCAGAGUGGGCACUUAUAUUUACAUGAAAGGAUCCAUAGAGGUGAGAAACCCUAUAAAUGCAUGGAAUGUGGGAAGAGCUUCAAUUACAGUAGAUCACUUAUUAUACAUCAAAGAAGUCACACAGGAGAGAAACCCUAUAUGUGCAUUGAAUGUGGAAAAAGCUUCAGUCAGAGUGGACACUUACAUAAACAUCAAAGGAUCCACACAGGUGAAAAACCCUAUCAGUGCCUGGAAUGUGGGAAGAGCUUCAGUGACAGUUCAUCUUAUGCUAGACAUCAAAGAAUCCACACAGGGGAGAAACCAUACACGUGUCUGGAAUGUGGGAAGAGCUUCAGUCUGAGUGCAUACCUACUUUCACACGAAAGAACUCACAAUGGGGAGAAACCUUAUAAAUGCAUGGAAUGCGGAAAGAGCUUUAGUCAGUGUGCUCACCUUAGGUCACAUCAAAGUACUCACACUGGAGAGAAACCACAUAAAUGCAUGAAAUGUGGAAAGAGCUUUAGUCGCAGUGAUGCCCUUAGGUUACAUGAAAGGACUCACACUGGAGAGAAACCUUAUAAAUGCAUGGAAUGUGGAAAGAGCUUUAGUCACAGUGGUAAUCUUAAGUUACAUCAAAGAACUCACACUGGGGAGAAACCAUAUAAAUGCAUGGAAUGUGGAAAGAGUUUUAGUCGCAGUGGUCAACUUAGAUUACAUCAAAGGAUUCACACUGGGGAGAAAGCACAUAAAUGCAUAGAGUGUGGAAAAAGCUUUAGUCAGAGUGGUCACCUUAGGUAUCAUCAAAGGACUCACACUGGUGAGCAACCUUAUGAAUGCAUAGAAUGUGGAAAGAGCUUUAGAAGCAGUGGUGCCCUUAGGUCACAUCAAAAGACUCACACUGGGGAGAAACCACAUAAAUGCCUAGAAUGUGGAAAGAGCUUUAGUUGGAGUGGUCACCUAAGAUUACAUCAAAGGACUCACAAUGGGGAGAAACCACAUAAAUGCAUGGAAUGUGGAAAGAGCUUUAGUCAGAGUGCUGCUCUUAGGUCACAUCAAAGAACGCACACUGGGGAGAAACCACAUAAAUGCAUAGAAUGUGGAAAGAGCUUUAGUUGGAGUGGUCACCUAAGAUUACAUCAAAGGACUCACAAUGGGGAGAAACCACAUAAAUGCAUGGAAUGUGGAAAGAGCUUUAGUCAGAGUGCUGCUCUUAGGUUACACCAAAGGACUCACACUGGGGAGAAAUCAUAG